CCUCCCUCACAUCUCCUCUCUAUUGACUGGCUCUCCUGCAUCAUACUGGAGACCCCGUUGAGAGGAUCUUUUCUCUCUAUAAAGAGAAGAUGCAGCUCAGGCGCCUUUGAGAUCGCAAGGAUUUACUGUGCGCCUCUCUGCAUCUAACUUCAGACGGGCAUCCUCGGCUGCUUCAACACCAAAUCAUCUGGACUGCAAGCGUACAAAAAAUAUUUACCUAGUGGACUGAGGGACAUUUGAAUGACGCGGGAUUUCCCAGUCUAGUCUGCCAGAGUGUCUGAGUCAUCCCAGACCCGAAUGUGAGCAUCUUUUUUCUUUUGCGCUCCGAGCUGUAGUUUAGACUUCGUGCGUCGUCGCCUCUCGGCGCAGUUUGUGUUGCAGGUGCGUGGAGAAGGAGCGAGGACAGAUGGCUGCGCUGGCGAUACAAAGGACUGACAACUUUUUGCACACCUUUUUACAGGACCGGACGCCUAGCUCCUCUCCAGAGGGAGCCCCUAACGCCCUCUCCUUCCUGGCCACCACCUGUAGCCAAGCCUGGCAGGUGGGAGGCACUAUGGGCUCAGAAGGAUCCCAGUUCCCCUACGAGGGCACCGUCAGCUCCACGUCAGGAAUGUUUCAGCUCUGGAGCAACGACAUAGCGCCCAGCACAGCUCUCAGCACACACCAGAUGACCUUCACGGUGCCCAAGGUGCAGUUCCCAGGACACAUGCAGUCUAGCCUGGGUCACCAUCACCAUCACCCCCAUCAUCACCACCACCAUGAGCUGCCUCUCACCCCACCGGCUGAACCUCCCUCUUCGUACUCAUUCGAACUCUCCCCUGUUAAAGUGCUGUCCUCGCAGCCACAGGCCAACGGCCCCUAUUAUCCUCAGCACAACAGUGUGGGACAAAACUUCCCCAGCUUCCUCCAGAACUCCUCAGCCAGGCAUCACCUGCCUGGAGGCCAUGUAGAGGAUGGGCAGCAAUGGUGGAGCCUACCCCAAACCAACGCCACCCCUUCCAACCAUCCCUUCUCCCUCGGCAGACAGCUGGUUUUGGGCCACCAGCCCCAAAUAGCUGCUCUUCUCCAGGGUACCUCCAAGGGCCUGCUGAGUUCUACACGCCGUUGCCGUCGCUGCAAAUGCCCCAACUGCCAGGCGAAUGGUGGGGGGUUAGAGUUCGGAAAGAAGAGACUACACAUCUGCCACAUCCCGGAGUGUGGCAAAGUGUACAAGAAGACCUCUCACCUGAAGGCACAUCUGCGCUGGCAUGCCGGGGAGAGGCCGUUCAUCUGUAACUGGCUCUUCUGUGGUAAAAGCUUCACCCGUUCAGAUGAGUUACAGCGGCACCUCCGCACGCACACUGGAGAGAAGCGCUUUGGGUGCCAGCAGUGCGGCAAGAGGUUCAUGAGGAGUGACCACCUCUCCAAACACGUCAAGACCCACCAGACCAGGAAGAGCCGGUCUGGGCAGCCUUCACAGAGCACGGACCCUCUGCUCACCAAUAUCAAGAGAGAGUAAUCUCUGUGGUCCAUCAUUCAAAAGAAAUAAUCAAUCAAUGAACAGACUGUGUGACUUACACUUACUGCCAUAGGUUUGCACUAGAGGGUAAGCAUCAAGCUCCCCGAACAUCUUCUGUUGUCAAAGCCCUACUUUUGACUUCAAGUAGUACCAUAAGAAUAUAUUUAGAGACCAUUUUUAAUUGGAGUAAUUGUGUGCGAUUUGAGACAAGGCACCUUUAAAGAAUACUUGAAGCCUUUUGCAGUGAUAUUGUGAGAGUUUUGCUGAAUUCAGUGUACUUUUCAAGUUGCCACACAAACAGAUUUCAACUGAUUUCUUUAACAAUUUAAGAUUUCUUUAAAUUUCAACUGAUGUGAAAAUCUUUUCAGAAAUAAUUCUGUAAAUAUUUUAUCCAUGUGAAGAAUGUUGCAGACAUGAGCAAAAUUACACAAGGUUUACCUUAAUACGUUGUCCAUAUUAUCAUGUUCAAGAUAAACGUAUGCCUUAGUGCAGCGAAAAUUAUCAUUUCUGCUCUCGAAAACCAGUUCAGAAUGGGAAAAUGUUUCUGUUGUCGCUGAUAAUUAGAUUUUUAUUCCAAAACUUAUCCUAAUUUCUCUUCUUCAAGGUAGGGAUCUUUUUUUAAAUGUGAGUCUUUGAUCUACAAUUUUAUCUCGUCUGCUCUUAAGUAGCAGCGUGAAGCACCAUUGCUCCAGAUUAGCAAGCAUUUUAAAGUUCUUUGUAAAUUAUGUAUAAAUAUCAUGUACAAUUUUAUCGGGGGUUAUGGCCGCAUGUACAUUUUAAUAAACAUUGUCCUUGCUGAAACAA
Dicentrarchus labrax (European seabass) is the source of this 2302-nucleotide messenger RNA. RefSeq names its product Sp5 transcription factor-like (gene sp5l). Bases 407 to 1498 code for a protein of 363 amino acids. Gene Ontology annotation, biological process: regulation of transcription by RNA polymerase II. Gene Ontology annotation, molecular function: RNA polymerase II cis-regulatory region sequence-specific DNA binding; DNA-binding transcription factor activity, RNA polymerase II-specific. The transcript has 2 exons. The record is from RefSeq and is a predicted model, not a curated record. NCBI's taxonomy places the organism in Eukaryota, Metazoa, Chordata, Actinopteri, Moronidae.